CUCAUUGACAAAUGAAUGACCUUUUUUAUUGUAGAUUUUCCUUCAUCCUUCGACGCCGCUUGUCUCCCAUAUUUUUGGUUUUUCACCGCUUGGCCUUGGUUCAUUAACAAAACGAUGAAAGCCUUUUACUUUGCCUUUCUAUUUAUCAUAUCAGCAGCAGAAUCAAUCAGCCUCAAGCCUCAUGCUCUCGAUUCUUUCAAUCUCAGUUUAAUCCAGAACGUGGGAAGCUGCUCUUACCAAGUGAUAAUCUCAACAAGCUGCUCCUCACCCAAAUACACCCGCGAUGCGAUCAGCCUUUCUUUCGGAGACGCUUAUGGCAAUCAGGUUUACGCUCCAAGGCUUGAUGAUCCAUCCACAAAGACAUUCGAGCGGUGCUCUUCCGAUACAUUUCAGAUAACUGGGCCAUGCGCCUAUCAGAUAUGUUAUGCUUAUCUGUACAGAACUGGACCGGAUGGCUGGAAACCAGAGAGUGUGAAGAUUUAUGCGUAUAAUUCGUAUCCUGUUACAUUUGACUACAACGUUUUCAUUCCCAGAGAUACUUGGUAUGGAUUCAAUCUGUGCCAAGGUGCCUCUUCUGCGUAUGUUGGACGAGUUCAAGUAUGGUUUGUGUUUGUUUUUCUGUUAGUCGUUGUUGCUGUUAUAUUCUGAUUCUGCUCAUACACAUUCUGAUCAACUAGGUUCUUAUGGUAGUAAUAGAUUAAGUUGUAGCUGUUGAAGUGAAACUGAACUGAACUGAAAUGGUACAGAUUUCAUAAACAAUAAUGCUUUGAGCUUUUGUAUCA
Manihot esculenta (cassava) is the source of this 782-nucleotide messenger RNA. RefSeq names its product embryo-specific protein ATS3B. The record is from RefSeq and is a predicted model, not a curated record. Bases 16 to 648 code for a protein of 210 amino acids. Gene Ontology annotation, molecular function: protein binding. The transcript has 3 exons. NCBI's taxonomy places the organism in Eukaryota, Viridiplantae, Streptophyta, Magnoliopsida, Malpighiales, Euphorbiaceae.